GGGAGGACAAGCAGAGGGUGUGUUCACUUGGGUGUUGACGACACAUAGGGCACAUGGUGCAACUUGAGAAACAGGCCCAUGAAGAUAUGCAGUAAGGUGUUUCAGCCAGAUGAAGAGCCUUGGGGGGAAUUUGCAUACUAGCAGAAUUUAAGGAGGACUUGAAAUCAGACAGGAAGGCGGUUUGGCACUGAAACAUGAGGCAAUUGCAGCUGUUUUGGAUUACAUUUGCUUUAGAAACAGCUGCAAGGGGGUGAAACAGCGAGCGCCAAGGCAGCAACACCAAAGAAUAAACAGUAGAAAGUGUGUUCAGUGGACUGACUGAAGAUUUCCUGUCUGCACCAUGGGGAAGUCAGUCUCAAAGCAAUUUGCAGAGGAGGUUCUGCAGUGCCAUAACGAGUACAGGAAGAAGCACCAGGCUCCAGCACUCAAGCUGAACAGCAAGCUGAGCAGAGAGGCCGCUCGUUACGCUGAAAGCCUGGCUAGCACACGCAUCCUAAAACACAGCGAGGAGUCGAGUAGGGGAAGCUGUGGAGAGAACCUGGCGUGGGCCUCCUACGACCAAUCGGGAAAGGAUGUGGCCGACCGCUGGUACGAUGAAGUGAAACAGUACAACUUCAACUCUCCUGGAUUCUCCUCUGGAACUGGCCAUUUCACAGCGAUGGUGUGGAAGAACAGUACGAUGCUCGGCGUCGGUAAGGCCGUUGCCUCAGACGGUUCCUCCUUCGUGGUCGCCAGAUACUUUCCAGCUGGGAAUAUCACCAACCAAGGACACUUUGAGAACAACGUCCUCCCUGCUAAAACUCCAGGUUCCCCCUCCUAAAGACGCCACUGACUUGACUUAAACAUCUUUUGAGAGGUUCAUGAGCUGCGUUGAAAUUGUGAGUUCGCAGGGGAGCAUUACUUAAUUGCCUUUUGGAGAGCUGUGCUACCAUCCUGCAUUGGACUUAAGGCACCACGUUCUCCUUGGAAAAGGACUUAGAAAUGGCACAGUGUUAAGAGAGAUGCAUACUACUGUCUACUAACACACAGGGACUCACUGUCUUGUGUAUUUGUUACGAGUUACAAGCAAUGUGUUUGACAGAGUUACAGAGUUUGUUAAGAGUUACAAGCAAUGUGUUUGACAUCAUUGCUUCUGACAUGAAGCCACUCAACAUGUUUGGUAUUUUGACUUUUUUUGUACUUGUCAACCAAGAAUUUCAUGUUUGUGUUUUACUAGUACAUAAUAUGUCGUUAAAGUAUUUGUGUGUGUGUGGUGGGGAAUUAAAAAAAUGUCAAUCUGUCAAUACUGUUAAUUAAAUUUAUCAGAAAACCGCUA
Molecule: messenger RNA, 1315 nt
Organism: Phyllopteryx taeniolatus (common seadragon)
Lineage: Eukaryota; Metazoa; Chordata; Actinopteri; Syngnathiformes; Syngnathidae
Gene: glipr2l
Product: GLI pathogenesis-related 2, like
Exons: 5
Coding region: 341-820 (159 amino acids)
Cellular component (GO): extracellular region
Source: RefSeq, a predicted model, not a curated record